AUUCUUGAAUCUUGAUUGAAGCAACCCAAAAAAAAAAAAAUGGCAGCAUCAACUUCUUCUUCAGUUUGUUCACCAGUUCAUCUUCUUCAAUCCAGCUCAUUUUCUACUAGUACCAAAAGAAUUAACCAUGCAAGAGCGGUGAAUCCAAGAAGAUCACGUUCAAGUUCAACUUCAAUUUCUGCAAUGAGAAGAUCAGAAGCUGAUCACCAUGACCAAAACUACAGCAGUGGGAGAAUGGUGGAUGAGAACAUGAUUGUUCUUAGGAAAAGAAUCCAUGAAACGAAGAUGAUAGAGAGGAACUACGAGCCACCAUCCGAAUGGAUGGACUGGGAGAAGAAAUACUACACAAGUUAUGAUUCGAUGAUUUGUGAAGUCAUGGGGUUCUUGCAAUCGCAUUUGAUGGACACUAGGCCUAGCUUGGCUCUUGGGAUGAUUGCUUUGGUCGGCUUGAGUGUCCCAACUUCAACACUUUUGGUCAUGUCUCAGCUGAUGGAGUUAACCAAAGGUGUUCUAGCUGGGAUUAAUUUGUCUUAGCCAAAGAGUUCUCUAAUAUCAUAUGUUGAGAUUCGAUUUAUUUGUUUGUUGUAUAUAGAAUCCGAGACAUGUAUUUGACUGUUUUUGAUGGUCAGCUAGUCUAUAAAUGUAUUGAAAAAGAUGUAAUGGUUUUAUGUGAAUCAGUUAAUUUACCUUC
Molecule: messenger RNA, 691 nt
Organism: Coffea eugenioides
Lineage: Eukaryota; Viridiplantae; Streptophyta; Magnoliopsida; Gentianales; Rubiaceae
Exons: 1
Coding region: 40-534 (164 amino acids)
Source: RefSeq, a predicted model, not a curated record